AUGCGUCUCAAGCGCCAUCAAAAAGCCGAACGCAAUAUCAACUUCUAUUGUGUCAGCUUUGGCUUUCGAAAACCCUUUCAAAUACUAGUUGAUGGCACGUUUUGCAUGGCUUCAGCACAAAACAGAGUGCAAUUACGCGAAGAUAUUCCCAAGUAUUUGGGUGGCGAUGUAAAAUUUUUAACCACUCAGUGUGUUGUUCUUGAGACUGAAGCCUUGGGUACCGCUGUUCGGCCGGCUAUGCACAUUGUAAAGAAUUUUGGUAUACAUAAAUGUGGACAUGAAAAGAAACCCAUAUCCGGAGCUAGUUGCCUAACGUCAAUGACACAAGAUAAUAUGAAAACGAGAUAUAUUAUUGCUACUCAAGACAAGUCACUUCAAAAUGCCCUUUAUGUUCUUCCCGCUGUCCCUGUUAUGUAUUUUAAUGGUUUAAGUGUCAUUUUGAAAGCACCUUCACCAACCUCUAUUGAUCAUGCCAAACAAAAGCGACAAUCUAGAUUUAAUUUAACUGAACAUGAGAAUAAUGUUUUAACAAGUAUGAAAAGUUCAAUAACAACAGAGUUAGUCAGUAGUGAAGAAUUUAAAGAUUACCCUGGGGUAUUUAAAAGAGCUAAAGGACCAAAUCCACUUUCGUGCAAACCUAAAAAGAAGAAAAUUGUUGAAGAUAAUGAUAUACCCAAAGUGGAAAAUAAAACAAAACGUAAAAGAAAUAGAGUUAAAAUACCAAAACAUGUAAAAGAAGAAUUAAAAAAAAUGAAUAAGCCAAUUUCAAUCUCAUAG
Macrosiphum euphorbiae (potato aphid) is the source of this 777-nucleotide messenger RNA. NCBI's taxonomy places the organism in Eukaryota, Metazoa, Arthropoda, Insecta, Hemiptera, Aphididae. The record is from the annotation of a GenBank genome assembly.